AUAUUGAUGUUUCUCUCCUAAAGGUAAUUAACCUAAUGUUCAACGUCACUUGCUGAUUAUUUGAUAUCUAUUAGUUUUCCAGCAACGAUCACCACUUGACUACAUUACCAUCGUCAAAUUGUUCCUCUAAUUAAGUGAAGAGUUUUAAUUUUAAUCCUAAUCGUUCACUUGGAAACCAAAUUAAUACAUAAGAUUUAGAAAGGUUAAAUAAGAUAUGAAUUAAGUGAAUAAUGUUAAUCACUAAUCUAUCUAGAACAUUUUUAAGACGGGGAGGUGUCAAGUUGUUGAAAGGUGAUAGGAUUAAUCAGGUUUUACGAACAAUGUCAACCAAUAAUUCUGAUUCUAUUAGGCCUGCUGAUCGACUUGAAGGCCAUAAAUUGAGUGUUUGGAAUGAGUUUAUACAACUUGCAAUUGACCACAAGCCUGUUAAUUUGGGUCAAGGGUUCCCUGACUAUCCAGCUCCGGCUCAUGUGACUAAAGCAUUAGCGGAUGUUCAAAAUGAUACCAAUAUCCUCUUGCAACAAUACACCCGAGGAUUUGGACAUCCACGUUUGGUAAAAGCACUUGGUCAACUCUAUUCGAAGCUUCUUCAACGUCCUAUUGAUCCCAAUAAUCAGAUUCUGGUCACUGUUGGAGCUUAUGAAGCUCUUUAUGAUUCCUUCUUGGCUUGGGUCAAUCCUGGAGAUGAGGUGAUCAUCAUUGAGCCAUUUUUUGAUUGUUACAAACCUAUGGUUGAACUUGCUGGCGGUAAACCCGUUUUUAUCCCCCUCAGGCCUCCUGCUAAUGCUUCUGGAGUAAUCUCAAGUGGAGAUUGGAAGCUCGAUAUGACUGAGCUUGAAUCAAAAUUUUCCAAUAAGACAAAGAUGAUCGUUGUUAAUACACCUCACAAUCCUCUUGGAAAAGUUUUCACUCGAGAAGAGUUGACACAAAUCGGUGAUCUUUGUAAAAAGUAUAACGUUAUCGCUUUGAUGGACGAAGUCUAUGAAUGGAUUGUAUUCAAAGGAAAAGAACAUGUUAGAAUGGCAUCUUUACCUGGAAUGUGGGACAGGACAAUUACCGUUGGAUCAGCUGGGAAAACCUUCUCAUUAACUGGAUGGAAAAUCGGAUGGGCUUAUGGAUCAGAAAAAAUGAUGAGACCUUUACAAUUGAUCCAUCAAAAUAGUGUCUAUACUUGUGCUACACCUUUACAAGAAGCUAUUGCUCGUGGAUUCGAGAUUGAGAUCGCUAAUCAUGGUACCAAUAAAUCUUAUUGGAAAGAGCUAUCAGAUGAUCUGGAAGAAAAACGAGAUCGAAUGGUUCAAGUUCUUACAAGUGCCAAUAUGAAUCCAACUAUUCCAGAAGGAGGUUAUUUCCUGUUAGCCGAUUUCUCUAAAUUAGCUGAACGUGUUAAUUUCUCUAGUAUUGCAACAGGAACAAAAGAUUAUCGUUUCACUAAAUGGCUCAUAACUGAGAAGAAACUCCAAGGAAUCCCACCGAGCUUUUUUUACUCUGAGGAACAUGAACAAUUAGCUGAGAAUUUCAUUCGAUUCUUUUUCAAGAAACAAGAGACUUUAGCUCAAGCUGGAGAUAUAAUUAAGAAUCUUUAAAUAAGUUACGAUAUUUUUUCUUAAUAGUAAAUUAUCAAAAUUUCAUUGAGAAAAAUUUUCUCCGAAAUCUAUCAUUUGACUUUUGAUCAUGAGGAUGAAUUAUACUCGGAUUCGCAUAUGAAAAUAAACUUUAAUCUAGUUUGCUGAUUAAAAGACAGAA
This is a messenger RNA of Panonychus citri (citrus red mite), 1746 nucleotides long. Its product is annotated as kynurenine aminotransferase-like. Gene Ontology annotation, cellular component: mitochondrion; cytoplasm. Gene Ontology annotation, molecular function: pyridoxal phosphate binding; L-kynurenine:2-oxoglutarate transaminase activity. The record is from RefSeq and is a predicted model, not a curated record. Gene Ontology annotation, biological process: biosynthetic process. Lineage: Eukaryota; Metazoa; Arthropoda; Arachnida; Trombidiformes; Tetranychidae.